Messenger RNA from Ochotona princeps (American pika), 1566 nucleotides. RefSeq names its product family with sequence similarity 241 member A (gene FAM241A). Bases 634 to 1011 code for a protein of 125 amino acids. Gene Ontology annotation, cellular component: intracellular membrane-bounded organelle. The transcript has 2 exons. NCBI's taxonomy places the organism in Eukaryota, Metazoa, Chordata, Mammalia, Lagomorpha, Ochotonidae. The record is from RefSeq and is a predicted model, not a curated record.
GUGGGAUUGUUAUUGUAAAUAAGGCGCCACUGAGAGUCCUAGAGGCUGCAGGCCCAGCCAGCCCCUCCUUUUGUUUUGACUCAAGAAAAUAAAGCCUAAUUUGAGGAGUCUCAAGCUUAGUCAUUGGGGUAACAUAUGUCUCCCCAGUUGGGAUUCCCCAUUCAUUCCUACCCACCCGCUAUUCUAGUUUUCUGUAUUUUAUUCUUAUAAUAUUCAUUUGCUCCCAGUGUAAGGAAGUUCAAAUCUUUAGUGGAAAAAUGAAAGAAUAAGAUGUUAAUUAUGGACUGCAAAUAAGAGUACAUUUCUUAUGGGAAAUUAUGAUCAAACCUUAUAAUGAGUUUGUUUAAACACUUUAGUUUUAAUACCACGUUCAGUUCCUUUGUGCUGCAGGAUUUAGAGGUUUGACUUCUUGAUAUGCAGUGAAAAUGGGAAGGCAGAUCUAAGUGAUUCAGAGCAAAGUGCAUUGUCUGAGUGAGCUCAGAAUUUGUUUCCAAAAUAUUCCUGAUUUCAGAUCCUGGCUGAUGGUUGAAUCUUAGAGGCUGUGAGCACUCAAAGUCUAAUAACACCUGCUUUAACAGCAGUUUUCUGAAGAGCAGAUCCUUAGAAUCUGUAUCUAAUACGUUUAUCGAACAAAUGACUAAUAAAGACAGAGAAAAGCCUACAAUAAGUUUUCUUCUUUUUGAAAAGAUUAAAAAUGUUUCUCUAACAGUUUUCUCUCGGCCAGGGUAUCAUUUAAAAAGUGGAUAUCUUCAGCACACAAAUUAUGAUAUUGAGGAAUCACGAAACCACGCUGACGAGCCUGUUGGAGAUGACUACAAAAAGAUGGGAACUCUUUUUGGUGAACUGAACAAAAGCCUCCUCAACCUGGGCUUCACGAGGAUGUAUUUUGGAGAACGAAUUGUGGAACCAGUAAUAGUCAUUUUCUUUUGGGUUAUGCUGUGGUUUCUUGGCCUGCAAGCUCUUGGACUGGUUGCUGUUCUUUGUCUUGUCAUUAUUUAUGUACAGCAGUGAAACGUGGCAGAAUGAAUGGAUGUUUGACAAUUGGUAGCCAUCUCUGUAAUGGGUGAAGUUACACAUUUCUUUUUUUUGGAACCCCAAGAAGUUUUCCUUGUUUUAACCUUUAUGCUGGCUGUUUUAUAAUUAAAUUUGCAUAUAAAUACUGUUUAAAACUCAGUUCAACUCUUGUUCAUAACAGGGGCAAAAAUAGAUUUUGAAUACACAUAAGCUUAGUUAAAAUCCUGUUUCACUACUGUGAUCUAUGCCCUCAGACAUCUCUGUUCCCAUGAGGAAUGUUACAUGAUACCAACCAAAUGGUGAGCAAGCAAGUAGCAGAAUAUGGAAUUCCAGUCAAGCAAUAUAGUUCUUACAGAGUGCUAAUAAAACAUUUUAGAAAAAAAAAAAGGGAGAAACAAGUUAAAAAUAAGUUUAAACUGAAAAACUGUUCCAGAUCUGCCAGAUUAUUUGAGCAAUAUUUGGAUUUCUGUUAAUGACGCCAUGUUCUUUGAGUAAUGUUUGCAUUCUGUUGUCCCUGCUUCGCCCAAAUAAAGGUAAAUGAUAAUUAUCAUA